This is a messenger RNA of Cololabis saira (Pacific saury), 1745 nucleotides long. RefSeq names its product interleukin-1 receptor type 2. The coding region runs from base 8 to 1297 and encodes 429 amino acids. The record is from RefSeq and is a predicted model, not a curated record. Lineage: Eukaryota; Metazoa; Chordata; Actinopteri; Beloniformes; Belonidae. Gene Ontology annotation, molecular function: interleukin-1 receptor activity. The transcript is spliced from 9 exons.
UGUGUUCAUGCAAGCCGCCACCAUGGUCUGCUUGCUGCUGAUGUUUGCUGCCGUCAUCAUCACAUGUGUUCAUGGGAGGAGACCUCCGUUACCUCCUCUGCCAAUGAAAGACGGCUGCUUCCAGGUGGACCCGGACGUGGAGGUGUUCAGACUGGAAGGGGAGGCAGUCAUCCUCCACUUCCCCAUGUUCUUGAGCGUUCUUCACAAACGCAAAAUCGUCCCACCGACCGCAAAGUACCUGCUCAGCAAGAGCAACGGCUCUGCCGGCCUGGUGUUCCAGGAGGAGGGCCGGGUGCAGCAGCACCACGCUCACCUGUGGUUCCUCCCAGCCCAGGCUUCAGACUCAGGGGAAUACACCUGCACCUACAGGAAUGACACGUACUGUGUGACUGGAAGUAUCAAGCUACACGUCUAUGAAUCAUCCUCUGCUGACAUGGCAAAGCUGUACUACCCGUGGACGGUGAUGGUGGGAGAGGAAAGGAAACUCACCUGUCCAUCCCUGGAGUCCUUCAACAGCACCAGCGGGCUGAUCCAGUGGUACAAGGACUCGUCCCCCUCGGCUCUUCGGCCCGGCAGACUUUUCCACGAGGACGGGGGAACGCUGAGCAUCCCUGAGGCGAGGAGAGCCCACGCAGGCGUGUACACCUGCAGGCUCAGCGUGCUGCUCAACAACCAGCACUACAACGUCAGCAGAUCCAUCCUCCUCAGCGUUCAAGGCUCAGACCCCGCCAUCAUGACCACCACCAGCACGUCGGGUGCAGGCCUGAUCGGCAGCAGCACCCACACCACAGCUGAUGCUCCUCUAGUUAAACCACCUGUGAUCAUCUCACCUCUCAACGGGACCAUUUAUGAAAGCUCACAUGGCUCGGGGCUGGAGCUCUUCUGUCAGGUGCUCACUGAAUGUCACAUGGCAGAUUCCACCGUGGUCACAUGGUUAGUGGACGGCCAGUCAGUGGAGUCGUCGUACCUGGAUAAGCGGGCUCUGCAGGGGGGCAGGAGGGUAACAAGGGUUUCCCAAGGCUGUGAGAUUGAGUUGAGGCUCAUCAUUGUGACGAUAUCUGACGAAGACGUUAAGACGGAGGUGAAGUGUGUCACUCAGAAUAAAGGAGGGAGACAGGAAGUGGUUGCACAGCUCCGGCUGGAAGACUCCACCUCCACCUGGCUGGUUGUGGCUGCGGUCGGCGUGUCCUGCUUCCUGGCCGUCGUCUCCGUCUUCCUCUACGUCCUCUGCAAACCUAAAAGGACGAAGAACGCUGAUUAUUUUCUUGCUCGCCAGAACAGCAGCUUCUCGUUCUAGGUGUUGGUUCACACACUCCGUCCACACAAACCUCCCUCAGCAUGUCUUCUGUUCCACCCUGGACCCUGUGAAUGUAAAACCGGCCACCAGGUGGCGUCGGACUCUGCUCUCUCCUACUGGAUGUCCCUCAUUAGCAGUCAUGUCUCCAGUUUUCAGUGCAGUGGCAGAAAUAACUUGCCUGAAUGUAAUACAGAAUAACCACAAUGAUGAAUCCAUUCUGAAUAUUCAUCAGAUAUUAUUUGCAAAGAUCACGUUAAGUGUAAAUCAAGAACUUAAUGUUUGCAUGUGCAGUGCUGAGGCCCUCACUUACAGUGGUGAUACAGCAACAUAUAUUGACUGAAGUUUGUCUGUAACUUUGCUCUCCUUACACCAAAGGACUCCGCAAACUCUUCUUGUUCCAGUCCAGUUUGAUUUAUUUAAGUAACCCAAUUGAAUGUUUGCCUCAAUG